Molecule: messenger RNA, 1223 nt
Organism: Aphanomyces astaci
Lineage: Eukaryota; Oomycota; Saprolegniomycetes; Saprolegniales; Verrucalvaceae
Exons: 3
Coding region: 17-796 (259 amino acids)
Cellular component (GO): membrane
Source: RefSeq, a predicted model, not a curated record
CGACAGUGCAGCUUCGAUGUGGUCCAGCUCGGCACUCCGAGUUUCCCGCAGCAUGCUGCACUCACGCGUCCCAAGCGCAAUCGUGCGGACUUCCGUGAAGCCCAUGAAGCCUUUCAACAUUCAAACAAGUCAUGCUGGUCGCGUGUCGUGCCGUCCCACCAGUUCUGUCGCUACCAAGCCAUCAGGGAAUGCCAUUUCAUGGGUUACGGCGUGUGCGACUGGUGGCUUUGCAGGGGUGGUCUCCGCUCUCACGGGCGUGGGUGGAGGUAUCAUUAUCCUUCCGACAUUGGCGAAAUGGACAAACCUGACCCAGCAGACCAUCAACGGCACGUCCAUCGCCGCUGUCACCGUGAGCGCCUCCGUGGGUUCCGCCAACUACCUCUCAGCUGGAGCUUGCAACGUGCCCAUGGCAGUCCUAGUCUCGUGCUCGUCUGUGUUUUUUACCAAACUCGGUGUCCAGCUCGCGCACAAGUUGAGUCAAGUGCACUUACGACGUGUUGUGGGCACGGCCAUGCUCAUCAGCGUGCCGUUCAUCUACUUCAAGGACCACCUGCAAGAACUCAAACGAUCGAACGGCCCCGCAGUGCCACAUGAGCUGUCGGACAAGCUCGAUUUGCAGUUCUUUAACGACCACCCGUCGCUUUCAUCCUACGUGGACGCCGUAUCCACCGACAAACGUGGGUUUGCUGCCGUGAACGCCAAGUACUUGGUCGCGGGGGCGCUGUCGGGGUUCAUUUCCGGCCUCUGUGGGCUUGGAGGCGGCAUUUUGGUUCGUCCCUUGGUUCUGUUGGGAUAAUUACCAACUUCCGUGCGGUGUAGAUGACAACGUAUUUGACGGCUGCGAGCGACAUGCCCCAAUCCCACAUCAUUGGGACGUCGUUGCUGGGAAUAGUCCCCGUGGGCCUGUCCUCGACGUACCACAACAUGAAGAAACAGUCGCUGCAUCUUCCCACGGCCCUCAAGAUUGGCGUCGGGCUCGUCGCGGGGGUCGCCCUCACGUCCAAAUUUAUCACGCUUCAAAUGUCCCAGGAGAACCUGCGCCUCAUUCUCGGCUCGACGCUGGCCAUGUCGGCCAUCGUGAUGCUCAAAAAGGCCUAAUCGAACCUCACCCUCCUCCAUCCAUCCAUCGUCUUUGGCACGGACUCAUCGUAACCACAAGAUCUUGGUCUCAUAUGACGAAAUCGCUCGUUAUCUAAGUAAAAUUACGGGAAUUUCUUCUCAUA